This is a messenger RNA of Arvicola amphibius (Eurasian water vole), 492 nucleotides long. RefSeq names its product cell cycle exit and neuronal differentiation 1 (gene Cend1). Lineage: Eukaryota; Metazoa; Chordata; Mammalia; Rodentia; Cricetidae. The transcript has a single exon. Bases 43 to 492 code for a protein of 149 amino acids. The record is from RefSeq and is a predicted model, not a curated record. Gene Ontology annotation, biological process: cerebellar granular layer maturation; radial glia guided migration of cerebellar granule cell; cerebellum development.
CCAGUCCCGCAAGCCCCAAGCCAGCUGCCAGCACAAAUCAUCAUGGAAUCCCGAGGAAAGUCAGCCAGCAGCCCCAAGCCAGACUCCAAGAUGCCUCAGGCCACAGCUGAGGCCAAGGCCACUCCAGCUGCUGAUGGGAAAGCCCCCUCGACCAAGGCUGUGAAGAAGGACACCCAAACAGAGAAGCAGGAGCAACCAGCAGCCCCUGGGCCAGCAGCUGCCAAGAAGACAGCGGGCAAGGCAGACCCUGUUCUUCUCAACAAUCACAGCAAUCUGAAGCCAACCCCUACAGUGCCUGCAGCCCCCAGCAGUCCUGACGCAACCUCAGAGCCGAAGGGUCCUGGGGAUGGGGCAGAGGAGGAUGAGUCCAACACUGGAGCUCGAGGUCCCUGGCCUUGUGAGAACUUGACCCCUUUGUUAGUGGCUGGGGGUGUGGCCGUGGCCACGAUGGCCCUAAUUCUUGGUGUAGUCUUCCUAGCCCGGAAAAAAUGA